This is a messenger RNA of Oreochromis aureus, 3323 nucleotides long. Its product is annotated as zinc finger CCHC domain-containing protein 12-like. Bases 1474 to 3153 code for a protein of 559 amino acids. Gene Ontology annotation, molecular function: nucleic acid binding; zinc ion binding. The record is from RefSeq and is a predicted model, not a curated record. The transcript is spliced from 2 exons. Lineage: Eukaryota; Metazoa; Chordata; Actinopteri; Cichliformes; Cichlidae.
GAUGGAAAAAACACAUUUACACCAAUGAUAAAGAAAGAGAGUGUUUAUUCUCUUUAUUUGAACUGUCCACAUCAACAGAACGUCAUAUUUCCUAUGACCAUUGAAUGCACCUCUCAGUUCACCCCACGUGACGGCACCUAGCUCAGCGACCAAUCAGAGCCUACGCAGGCCGCACUGACCCUGUCAGCCAGGAAGUGAGGUGAAGGUGCAUGGUGCUCCCGGGUUUUUCUCAUCUCAGCUAGAGGAGUGGAGGCAUCUGCUACUGAAACUGAGAAAUCCACGGACGAAAGAGAGGAAAAACUAAGAAUUGAGAGGAAGGAAAGCCAACAUACUUACCUGCUGGAUGUCCGGAGUCGAGUAGCUGGAUGAAGGAGAGAAGCAGCGUCGGCUAACUACUCACCUUUCAUCCGGAGACCUGCUGCAGUUCCAACACCAGCGUGUGUUAGGCUUUUGUGAAACAGAGCAACGGUGAGCAACAUGUUCUUAGCUGCUCUAAAGCUAAUUGUUGUCAGUUCACUGUGAGUUUAAAGUAACAUGGAGGGUAAUUUUUAGUGCAUUUCUCUCUCACAAAUAGGCCUUUAGUGUGGAGAAAUUAAGCACACUGCUUUAAUACCUCUGAACUGAACUCACAUGUGUAUUUUAUUGCUUAUUUGCACAUAGUUCUGAAUUGUUAUGGUGUAUUGUAUUUUGAAUGUCAAUGGUUACUUACCAUAAGUAUUGUUUAAUUAAUGUUUACAUGAAUAGAGAAAUAUUUGAGCAACUUAGAUGUUUAGUUCUCAUAUUUGAUAUACUUGAAAAUUGAAUGUUGUACAACAGAACUGUGAGAUUUGAUAAGAUUUAAGAUGUUGAUGCAAUGAAUACGAGGUUGAUGCAAUAUUUUGAUUUUACAUUUUAACCUUAAACAAUGCAUCUGAAAGAAAGUCUGAUUAGAAUGUACAUUUUAUGACCUGGAUUGUAGGUCAGGUUUUUUGGAGAGGACAGAAAAGUCUGAGGACCAGGACAAAAUUCCGGUCGUGAUAGAUGGCGAGCCAACCACUUUGAGGACGAUCUACCCCAAAGAAGAUACACACCCACACACUCAUACAUUUCAAUUACACUCACAAGGACCUUUGAAGUUGGCUAUUGCCAACUUAACUCUAUAUCCUUAAAGGGCCCCAACGAGUACUUUCAUUUUCUUUAAGUGUGCACACUGUUUGUUUUGUUUUGUACUUUUUCCUGUACAGAUUGGACACUGUUUUUUUAUAUCUUGUAGCAAUACAAGAGUGGCUACUCAAACGUUGACAUUGUGUCCAGGUCAUUAUUGCUGCUCAAUACUUUGGCUCCAUACGAAUUUGGCAUCUUCUGAUACUGGCUAGGGCCUCAUUACGAGCCCAAGUAGUUAUUGUGCUGUAAUUCACCUUUAUACCUUAAAGUUGGUUACAGAAGUGGCGAGCCAGCCAGGAGCCAUUUGAUUUGAGCAUCAAUAUUGAGGCAAUGACCAGUAUGGAUUUCAUACAAAAGUCUGGUGUCAAAAUACCUAAUGCAGUUGUUGUCACUGGGAUAACACAGGUAUCUGAAAAAGAUGAACAGGUCAUUGACUUUUUGAAACAGUAUGGUAAAAUCGCAAGAGUCCUUUUUGUUGAUGAUUCACUGUCCGACUUCUACCAAAACCUGAUCGUUGAAUACUCUAGCAGUUCAGCCUUAGAAGGAUUAGAACCUCGCUUACCAUACACAUGCACAGCACAAGCUGACCCCAGCAUUGUCUAUGAAAUUAAAACACUCAGUAGCAUGUACACUACCAAGGUUGGGAGUAAUGUUACAAAGACCUACUUAGCUGAACUCAAGGAACUAGCCAAGCUGAGUGGCAAAGACUACGGUGAGGUGCUGAAGGAGAUGAUGUGUCAGAUUGGGGAGGAUGUUGAAGCCAUGCGACCUACCACUGAAGAACCUUCCCCCACGUAUGCCGAGCCUGCUGUCGUAUCUCCGCCCGCUCCUAAAGAGCAACAGUGUCACACCUCACAUUCAGAUGUCACUCCAAUUGAUAUUGUUGCCACUGAUCAUGUUCCGCUCACUAAUGGAAGGAGAGCAGCGUCCCUUUCAGUAAGUGACUUGAACCCACCUGACAUUCAGAAGGUCGUGGUAGAGCAUAUCGUACGAAGGCAAGAUGUUGUCCCACACAUCCAGUCCCAGGUGAGACUCCGUUCCUUCUCCGGUAAGGUUCCCAGACCUAACAAUGAAACUGAUUAUGACACGUGGCGCACACAGAUUGAACUGCUCCAAAAUGAUCCCAGCAUGUCCCCCCUGCAAAUAUCCAGAAAAAUCCAUGAGAGCCUGCUCCCACCAGCAGCUGAUAUAGUUAAGAGUUUACGGCCUGAGUCACCACCUGCGACUUAUUUGCAGCUUCUAGAUUCAGCCUUUGGCACUGUAGAAGAUGGCGAGGAACUUUUCGCUCAAUUCCUCAACACCCUUCAAGAUCCAGGUGAGAAAUCAUCCACUUACCUUCACCGGCUACAGCUAGCAUUAAACAGAGCCACGAAGAGGGGGGGAGUCGCAUGUGAAGAAGUGGACAAACAUCUCCUUAAACAGUUCUGCAGGGGAUGUUGGGACAACGACCUAAUCAGCACCCUGCAACUUGAACAAAAGAAGAGCAGCCCACCCCAAUUCUCAGACCUCUUGUUAAUGAUUCGCUCUGAGGAAGAUCGACAGCAAGCAAAAACUAGUCGCAUGAGAAAACACAUUGGCACCACAAAGCAGAGAACUCAGUUACAGUCCCAGGGUGCACGUGUUUGUGAACCAGAGGAGAAACAUGAGAGUAGCAUCGCUGCUAUUGAGGAUCUGAGAAAGCAGGUAGCGAGUCUGCAAAGUCAAUUAAUUACAUUCAUGUCACAGAAAAAACCAAAGUUUGCUAACAGCAAGGGAUCUGCAGGGAAGCCGCUGAGUAAGAUGUCAAAGCCACAUGAUGUAGAUGGACGUAUGCAAAGACAGACUUCAAAGAGGCAAACAGGCCGACCCAAGCCCUGGUAUUGUUUCAACUGCGGUGAAGAUGGGCACAUCGCUCCAUGCUGUGUUGACCCUGCUAACCCUAACCUAGUGGCAGAGAAAAAGAAGCAGUUGGAGGCAAAACAGCGUCAGUGGGAAGCGCAAGAUGGUUCAGACUCAGCUUUAAACGACUAACAGUUCCUGUUGUGGGACAAACAGGAGCUGAGGAGAGUCAACAACGUCCCUCAGACGUAAACAAUGGCGACAAAAUCACAGCUGAGGUUAACAAAGUAAGUAGCCCAGCAAAGAAUGUCAAAGCACAAGCAUGUUCUGGCUUAAAACAUUCCGAGCAGAAACAAUUUUUC